AGAGAACUUAAAAAAUUCUCCUAAUAAUUCAAAUUUAUUUCUGUUAAUUAGCAUUCCAUACCGUCAUUUUAUUUCGUAGAGUCUGCGUUAUUCCGUUUGCUUGUCUCCGAAUUACAUUUUUCAACAGCUGUGACAAUGUCUAAAACGGGGAAAAGGAGGAAGAGCAGAAGGGUGUCUUCAUCUUCAAUUGAUGGCAAUGAUUGGGCAAAGCUUUCCCGGGAAAAAGAUGUCACCAGUCAUCGAAAAAAAGCUAAGAAGAGGCACCGUGAAAAGAGCCAGGAGAGGACAAUGUCAAAAAAAGGGAAAAGGAGGAAGACCAGAAAGCUGUCUUCAUCUCCAAGUGAUGGCAGUAAGAAGGAGAAGGCAUCCCAUGAAAAAGAUGUUACAAGUCAUCAAAAAGGAGCUAAGAAGAGGCACCAUGAAAAGAGCCAGGAGAGAUCUGCAGAAAAACCAGGAAUUUCUGCUUCACUCCCUGGUAAAGAUGGUUCUCGAAGUGACCGACUCAUCAAAAAACCUGUCUACAAGCUGACAAAAGUGCAACCAAUUGACAAAAAACUUGCUUGUAAGAAAGAAGAAUCUACCAAAACAGAAACUGUCUUUGUGCCUUCCCACAUGGAUAAUUGUUCUGGCAAGGGAAAUGUGUACAUAUCAGAGAAAGAUACUAAUGUCAGUGCAAGGCAUACUGUGGCAACAGGAUCCUCAAAACACCAAAGAACUGGCAAUAUAGGUACAGUGACAGAAAAGACCAAAAAACAGUCAUCUCCAAGGAGUCAUUCUAGAUCAAAGAAUGACAGAAUAAGUUUGGAUUCAGAUAAACAGAAGGACCACAGACAGACUUCAGUUAAGAGGUCAGGCAGAACUGAGGAACCAAGGAGGGCCAAAAAAGACAGCAAUAUGAUAAAGUCGAGGGAAAUGGGUAAGAUCUCUUCUCACCCAAAAGAAUCUCUAAGGGAGAAGAAGAGGGAGCAUCAAGAAAAUGUGAAAACCAAAACACAUCCAUGUACAACAUCCAAAAUACCCUACAGCACUGCUGAAAAAGACAGCAGUAUAAAAAAGUCCAAGGAAACAGGGACGCGUGCCUCUUACUCCAAAGAAUCUCCAAGGGAGCAAAAAAGGGAGCAUCAAGAAAAUAUGAAAACAAAAACACAUCCAUGUACAACAUCCAAAAUACCCUACAGCACUGCUGAAAAAGACAGCAGUAUAAUAAAGUCCAAGGGAACAGGGAGGCACGCCUCUUACUCCAAAGAAUCUCCAAGGGAGCAAAAAAGGGAGCAUCAAGAAAAUGUGAAAGUCACACCAAGUCCAUGUACCAUUACUAAAAUACCCUGCAGCAUUGCCGAAAAAAACAGCAGUAUUAUAAAGUCCAAGGAAACAGGGAGGAGCUUGUCUUACGCAAAAGAAUCUCCAAUGGAAAAGAAAAAGGAGCAUCAAGAAAAUGUGAUAGCCAUAACAAGUCCAUGGGCAACAUCCAAAAUACCCUGCAGCACUGCCACAGAGCCGACUGGUACUUUAGAAACGCCCACUACCUCAGAUAGCACGGCAAGUCUCUUAAAUCGUUUCACUCGAGUCCCAGAAGAUGCCACAUCAGCACCACAAAAGAUACCCAGCUAUUCACCAACUGUGCCGCUGACAUUUAAGAUGGCAAAAAAGCCUCGGCCAUGGUCAUGUUCUCGCCCAGUGAGCAGUAAACAAAGUGUUUCUACAAACAAACAUGUCAAACAUGCGACUGAACAAUCAGAUUCUGGAGCCUCAGUGGACAACUCUGCAAGGGGAAUUGUACCACAUGUUCAACAUUCUUCAGAUUUUGCACCCAGUGCUUCUACAGAAAGACAAGACUGGAGGUCAUCUUUAUCAGAUCAGGAUCCAUCCCAGUGCAACACCAACACUUUGCCAUGGCAUCAUGAGAUGCAGGUGGCCGAAGAGCUUCACCUGGCCCGCUGUGAAAAAAGACUGGAGGUGAAUCUGAAGGAGAGCUAUGGAGAACUAACCUGUAUGGAUAUCGAUCCUCCAGCAGAGGGCGCUACAGACUCUCUCACUAAAAAACCCCUUCAGCAGGGUUUACUUCUUGUCCUGGACACCAACGUUCUCCUCAGUCACCUCGAUUAUGUGAAAACCAUCAAAGGGCACGGACUUGGAGCAUUGGGCUUCCCAAUUGUCCUCAUUCCUUGGGUGGUGCUACAGGAGCUGGAUUCCUUAAAAAGGGCGAAAAACAUUUCAGGUUCUGUGGCCCACUUGGCCACCCCUGCCAUCUCAUUUAUUUACAACUCUUUGAAACAACAGGACCCGCACCUCUGGGGCCAGUCGAUGCAGCAGGCCUCUGAGAGCAGCGAUGGCCUGAAUGUUGAGAAUAAUGAUGACAGGGUGCUGCAGUGCUGUCUGCAGUACCAGCGUUUGUACCCAGAGUGCGCUCUCAUCUUGUGCACUAAUGACAAGAACCUUUGCAGUAAGGCCCUCCUGAGUGGGGUGAAGGCCCUCAGUAAGGACGAUUUAGUGGGAGAGGUUGGAAAAGCCGGAUGUGGCCUCUCUCCACACACUACCGUACUGCCUCACUGUGGCUUUCAGGUGUCUGUGUCAUCGCUGAGCAGGGGUAGUACGCCGGUCACAUCCCACUUUCAAGACAGCACACAGCUUUCUCUGGGUCACAUAGGGAACGAAAACAUGCGACUGCAUGAAGAAGCAAAUGAGAAGACGAGCUGGGAGCUCAGCCUGUGUCUGUCGGAACUCCAAAACUGCCUGCAUGAUGUACUGUCUAAGGUUCUUGAGGCUGAGAUGAAGACUGCUUAUGAGGACCUUUGGUUAGAGAUUGUUUGUGUAAAACCACCCUGGACUCUUCGGGAUAUACUACACUGUUUGAAAAAGCACUGGAUUGCCGUCUUUGGCCAAAUUGUACCACGGAACAUGCUUCAGAUUGUUUUAAAUCUCACUGAAUUCUUCACUUCAGAUAAAAGAGUGGAGCGUAACACUACCAUAAGACUACUCCUAGAAGUCAAAGAGCUCCUGAAGGCGUUUGGGAAACGGUCAGUCCAGGUUUCCAGUGCAGUCUCUGUUUUGGACAACAUUUUCCACAAGCUGCAACCUCAGCGAGAAUUUGACUCUCUGGCCUGUGAUGUUGUCAUGAAUGAUGAUGAAGACAAAGAUCCCAUAUCCUGUCUGGUCUCUAACCAAGAAGUAUGGACUUUGUUUGAGAACAUCUGGACCAGGACGUGUCAAAUGAGUUUGGAAGUGUUCAAAGCUCUGGGUUUUGACCCAAGCGCCAUGCAGAGCGCUCUGCCAGCGGGUCGUACUCCACCACCACAGGAUGCUUUGGCCUGUUUGCACAAACUGCACUCCGUGGUCUCACAGCUGCUCCAAGCCUUCAGCAGUGUGUUGUCUUCAACUUCUGGUUUAGAAGAAGUCCAGGCAUUGUUCAACAUCAUCCAAUCUACCAAGAUUGUUCCUUUGGAUUUCAGAUUGACAGCCAAACACCUACUAGAUUGUUUCUCACACGAAGAAUACAGAGAGAGGCUGAGGGUCGGAGGAACCCAGCUGAUGGAGCUAAAAAUGACCCUCCAGCGUUGUGUUGAAGCCGCGGGUCAGCGCAGCAGCUUCAUGGCAUUGCUGUGAUUAGAUCAUCGCCUGGACGUUUACUCUUUUAACUCUUUUGCUCCUGCUGUAGUACAAAACUGUAUGCUCCAAAAUGUGUGUUUAUUUUAGGCACAGUGACAUUUUGCUCGACUGUUUCCUGGUAAAUUAGCGCUCAUGAUGGUCCACUGAUGUCAGAUGGCCCUUUUCUCUCGACUGUUUUUACAGUCUGUAGAGUUUUGUUCUUCACUCACUGGAUUUAGUUUCCAAACAAACAGGUGAGAUCCUCCAGCGUCCAAACGUUCAAAGGCUGGAACCUAAAACAGACCCGUAAAAAUCCUAUUCAAACCAUAACGUGCAUAAAUUAAUUUAUAAUAAUGGAGACCUGGUCCAAAACAGCUCAAACCUGAAUACACGCAACUAAAAAGUUAGUUGCACGAGAACAGCCAGAAUGAUGGAAAAUGUCCACACUGUGCAGGGUAACGCACCGUUCCACAGAGGUGGGACGAAGUCACCAUCAAGUCACUCCCAAGUCAUGAAUCACCAAGUCCCAAGUCAAGUGUGAAGUCAUAAUGACCACCAAUUGUUUGCAAGCUGAUUUGAGACUUGCAGA
Messenger RNA from Thalassophryne amazonica, 4174 nucleotides. RefSeq names its product SWT1 RNA endoribonuclease homolog (gene swt1). Bases 136 to 3603 code for a protein of 1155 amino acids. NCBI's taxonomy places the organism in Eukaryota, Metazoa, Chordata, Actinopteri, Batrachoidiformes, Batrachoididae. Gene Ontology annotation, cellular component: nucleus. The record is from RefSeq and is a predicted model, not a curated record. The transcript is spliced from 19 exons.